Molecule: messenger RNA, 557 nt
Organism: Capsicum annuum
Lineage: Eukaryota; Viridiplantae; Streptophyta; Magnoliopsida; Solanales; Solanaceae
Exons: 2
Coding region: 3-530 (175 amino acids)
Source: RefSeq, a predicted model, not a curated record
GGAUGUACGAGGCCUUUCCUCAUCUUAGAAAAUCAAUGGAUGAGCCCUUUCCUAUUCCCCGCAUCCUCAGAUGGCACACUACAAAGAGUGACCAGAUAAUUGAAGGCGACCUAUUCAAGUACAAAGGAAAAGUUACUGAGAACGUGUACUCGUACAUCAUUCCUACUGUUCGUGAGAUGAAGAUGAAUUACAUGAUUACCUUUGAGCCAUAUACGGACGAGGUGAAGCAUAGCGUCCUUGAUGGAUUAAAGAAAGAGUUAGAAGGGGUAACUGUCCUUAUUUCAAAUAAGGACAGUGAUGAUGACGAGGAUUUGGGUAGUAACUCCGUUGAAGUAUGCAUUGGUGAUGAUGAUAGUUCGAGUACCUCCAAAGAUGCAGCGGAUACCUCAUCCCCCGAGGAUCUUAAUAAGCGUGUUGCUGCGCUCGAGGAAGUGGUGUUGGUAUUGUUGCCUAUAUUAGAGAGAAAAGACCAAAGAAAAAAGAAUAGUAUGAGCGACAACACGAGCGAGGUAACUUUAUUCAAUAAUUGAUGUUGUUAAUCAAUUUUCAGCUUUAAA